Messenger RNA from Canariomyces notabilis, 2220 nucleotides. Its product is annotated as glycoside hydrolase family 16 protein. Lineage: Eukaryota; Fungi; Ascomycota; Sordariomycetes; Sordariales; Chaetomiaceae. The coding region runs from base 434 to 1882 and encodes 482 amino acids. Gene Ontology annotation, molecular function: hydrolase activity, hydrolyzing O-glycosyl compounds. The record is from RefSeq and is a predicted model, not a curated record. The transcript has 2 exons. Gene Ontology annotation, biological process: carbohydrate metabolic process.
CUAUCAGUCGCUCAAGCCUUCAGUGCAUCUUUGUGAGCAGCUGAGCGACAGCUCUCAUCUGCAACCCCCUCCAGCUCACCACCACCACCCGAGCUCCCAACUGGCUGCUUGCGUGUGUUUCGGGCCGUGUCUGUUUCUCUUGUCUAGCAAGGGGCACCUUCGCUUUUGAAUCUUGAUUCUGCUAGUAUUCUACUCUGCCCUUAUCUAUCACUCGUUCUUCUGGCCUCGUCGCUCGCUUACCUCCCUAUCCCGAAACUUAAUCGCAAACGAGUUGUGACCUUUUUUGUCACUCGCGAGUCGACACUGCUUUUCCAGGUCCUGAAUCCAGUGACACCUGGCCCUGUUGCAACGCGCCAGUUGAACAUAUCUGCGGCUUGUCGCAGUCGCCUGGCUCUGUGUCCACUCUGCGCUUGCAAAGAGGAGGCUAGCUCUGAUGGACAACGACAGUUCUUACUUUGGUCGCGGCCCAGGCCUGCAGUCAGGCAUGUCAACUGCUGCCGCGACUCCGCAAAGACCUGGGUCACCAAACGAAUCCGUUGGACGCAAUCCUUUCGGUGACGGUGUUGAGUCGCAGGCGUCACACAGGUCGGGGAACAAUGGCAAUCCCUUCCAAAGUCCGUCUGGCUCGCGCCCUGCGAGCAGCUUUGACGCCUCGUCGGCACUGGGAAACCGGUAUGAUGGGGGCCAGCGGUACUUCCACUCGCGGCGUGUUCGCAAGGGCGAGGUAGAAAAGCCGUGGACCAAGAAUGCAGACCCGAAAGAGAAAUGGGUCACCAUCCUCCCCAUAUUGGGCAUCGUUAUUGGCCUGGGCAUCUCGGGCUUCCUGGUCUGGGACGGCCUCCGCAGUGUCGUUAAGCACAACUACUGCCUGGAGCUGGAAGAGAACUGGUCGAACGGCAUUAACCCGUCAAUAUGGCAAAAGGAAGUCCAGGUGAACGGGUUUGGUAAUGGCGAAUUCGAGAUGACCACACCAGGGGACGGAAACGUCUUCGUUCAGGACGGAAAGCUCAUCAUCAAGGCGACGCUCCAAGAUGACAGCCUCAUGCAGAAGGACAAUACUAUCGACCUUCUCAAGGAGGGCACUUGCACCUCGAAUCUGCCCGAAUACUGCAUUGCCGCCACCAACACCACGGCCGGUAACUCCAGCAUAGUCCCGCCUGUCUUGUCCGGGCGCAUCAACAGCAGGAAAGGCGCGGCCAUCAAGUACGGGCGUGUCGAGGUGACGGCCAAACUCCCUGCCGGGGACUGGCUGUGGCCCGCCAUCUGGAUGAUGCCUGUCGACUCGGCGUACGGCCCGUGGCCGCAGUCGGGCGAGAUCGACAUUGUCGAGGCGCGCGGCAACAACUACACGUACCCGCAGGGGGGCAACAACAUCAUCUCGUCGGCGCUGCACUGGGGCCCGAACCCGGCCAACGACGCGUGGUGGCGAACCAACGUGAAGCGGCCCGCGCUGCACACGACCUAUUCGGCCGGGUUCAACACGUUUGGGCUGGAGUGGUCGCAAAAGUACCUUUUCACCUAUGUCAACUCGCGCCUGCUGCAGGUCAUGUACGUCAACUUUGACACGCCCAUGUGGACGCGCGGGAAUUUCCCCGUGGCGGACAGUAACGGCACGCGCAUUGAUGAUAUCUGGGGCAAGACGGGCCGCUACAACACGCCCUUUGACCAGAAGUUUUACCUCAUUCUGAACCUUGCCGUCGGCGGCACUAAUGGUUGGUUCGAGGACAACACCAACGGCAAGCCCUGGCUCAACGGUUCCCCCAACGCCCGCAAAGACUUCUGGCUUGCGAAGGACAGCUGGUUUCCCACCUGGACGUCACCGCAGAUGGAGGUCAGCAAGGUCAUGAUGUGGAGGCAGUGCGACGGUGACGAGGAUCUCUGAGCGUGGCGGCGUGCAUUUGGUCUUGUUCUGAAAGAAUGGUGUUUAUGAGGUAUAUAUUAUCGGGUUGGCUUAAUGUCUAAAUUGUGGUUUCUUUUUGUUUGUCGUUGCUUGGGAUGGAGAUGGAGGUGGUUUAGGUUAUAGAACGCCAUACUGGCUGGCUUUGGAUAUCAUUGCCCUUGGAUGACAGUCCGUUUUCCAAUCUCUUACUAGCGAGCGUUGCUUUGUUGGAUCGAAUUGAACAUGACUUCGCUCAUAGCAUCUCGGACGCCGUACCCUUGAGCCUUGCCUUGGAACAUCCGUAUCAUCAAAUCUCCGUCCUGCCCAACCGAUUCCCGUCC